AUGCUCGGUAUUCUGACCGCUAUGGUCCUCUUCGUUGUACCUAUUGGUAUCUGCUCUGUCUGCAUUCUGUGCGCGAUUGCUGGUGCCGUCGUCAUCCCAGCAACCCUCAACGUCAUCGAGUUUGUCUCCUUGAUUGUCCCCAGUCUCUGCAUAGCUUUACGUUACUACUUUCUCUCCAUCUGGAACGCCUCCGAUCAAGCAAGCCGUACGUUUCUAAACAAGUACCGGCAUCUCGUCACUACAGCCCAAGAAGAGGCCAAGCUAGCAACGCACUCUGCAACGCAGGCUAAUCACAGCCCCGCUUCCGCAGCCCCAGAACAGGCCAGUGCAGAUCAACGAGAGACCGAUCUCCAGUCACAACCCUUGUCCAUGACACAGGAAUGUGCAAAAUCACUCAACUCUGCCAAUGAGGAGGACCAGCAGGAUGUCAAGGUGCGCAAGAAGGAACACGAACGGAUGAGACGUCGCAUCGAUAUGCUGGAAUCUGACAAUCGAGUUGCGGCGUCAGAGAUUCAAGGUUAUAUCGAGGCCCAUCAACUCCAAACUAAGGAGGCCGAAGACGCACUUGAGUAG
Boeremia exigua is the source of this 573-nucleotide messenger RNA. RefSeq lists its product as uncharacterized. The record is from RefSeq and is a predicted model, not a curated record. The transcript has a single exon. Lineage: Eukaryota; Fungi; Ascomycota; Dothideomycetes; Pleosporales; Didymellaceae. The coding region runs from base 1 to 573 and encodes 190 amino acids.